Sardina pilchardus (European sardine) is the source of this 7386-nucleotide messenger RNA. It is a transcript of the gene l1cama, whose product is annotated as L1 cell adhesion molecule, paralog a. The coding region runs from base 526 to 4413 and encodes 1295 amino acids. Gene Ontology annotation, biological process: axon guidance; cell-cell adhesion; brain development. The record is from RefSeq and is a predicted model, not a curated record. Gene Ontology annotation, molecular function: cell-cell adhesion mediator activity. The transcript has 29 exons. Gene Ontology annotation, cellular component: plasma membrane; axon. Lineage: Eukaryota; Metazoa; Chordata; Actinopteri; Clupeiformes; Clupeidae.
GAGCACAAUCAGUCACACGGAGAGGAGGAGGGAGAAGACUCCGAUUAGGGGCAGAAGCCAGACGCAGAGUUAGCCAAGGAGGAACUGAGACCUGGGGCCAUCUUUCUUUCCUAAACCUGUGAAGAGCAACCAGCGGGAGGGAGUGGACCUGAGAGAAGAGAGGAGACCACGGAGAAAAACAACAAACAGAGGCAGAAGAAAGAGAAACAGAGGUCGGCGAGCAGGAGUGCCAACGGGAUUACUGGAGCGAGAAGGAGGGGGGAGAUCCCAAAACGCCACAGAGAGAGAGAGAGAGAGAGAGAGAGGAAGCGAGCGAGGGAGUCAACAAACGAGGAGAGAUAGAGAGAGAGAGAGAGAUAACAGAGGCCUGCUCAUCACUGCGUGUGCGAGUCGGUGUGGGAGUCACCGUGCCCACGUGUGUGAGUGUGCGUGCGUGUGUGUAUGCGCGCGCGCGUGUGUGUGUGUGUGUGUGCUGUUGCGUUUAAGACUGCGAGAGCAGGUGCAAGUUUAAUGGGACAGUGAGCAAUGCCUACCAGCGCGCCAGGACAGCCGGUCGGCAGCAGGGGGCGAUGCACACCUCUGCACCUCCGCCCUCUCCUCCCCCUCCUCCUCCUCCUCCUGGCCCACACCACCAGCAGACCCGCCCAGGCUGCCAUCGACAUUCCCCCGAACUACCAAAUACCCGACUUUAAAAAGCCUCCAGAGAUCACUGCCCAGCCAGAGUCAAUCACUGCCUUCUCCUCAGACAUCAUGCUCACCUGCGAGGCUUCUGGGAAUCCCAAGCCCACUUUCCGAUGGGUGAAAGACGGAGUAGAAUUCGACCUCUCCAGUGACCCUGAUCUGAGGGUGACGCCAGGUUCCGGAACAUUCUCGGUGGCCGCAGAAGACCAGCCCAUCAGCCAGUACAGUGGCAAAUACACGUGUUUCGCCUCUAAUGAGCUUGGCACUGCCGUCUCCAACGAGGUCCAGAUCACUACGGAGAAUCCUCCCACCAUGCAGAAAGAAAAGAAGGUGAAGAUGAAGGUUGAAGCCGGAGAGAGUGUGGUCUUAGCCUGCAAUCCUCCAGCCAGUAGCAUUCCUCCAAAUAUCCACUGGAUGGACGAGAGGUUGCAUCACAUUAAGCUCAAUGAGCGUGUGGUGCAAGGCCUUGAUGGAAACCUGUACUUCGCCCACACCGAGGUGGAGGACAGCCGCAAUGACUACACCUGCAACAUGCGCUACGCCCGCAUCAUGUUCUCCAAAGAGCCCAUCUCCCUCAUUGUUAACCGCUCUAAUUCAGUGGCGCGGAACCGAAGGCCUCAGAUGCUGAGACCCACGGGCUCCAAGAGCUCGCACCACGUCCUGCGGGGUCAGACCUUGAGCCUGGAGUGUAUCGCCCAGGGCCUCCCGACCCCCAACAUCCAGUGGGUCCGGACGGACGGGGAGAUGUCAGAGUCGCGCAUCCUCAAAAAGAACAGCGGCACACUGCUGCACUUCAGCGAUGUGCAGGAGGGCGACGGGGGCCAGUACCAGUGCACGGCCAGCAACACCCAGGGCUCGGCCACUCACGUCUACACCGUCUCUGUGGAGGCGGCGCCGUACUGGAAGAAGGAGCCCCAGAGCCAGCUGUACGCCCCGGGAGAGACAGUGCGUCUGGACUGCGAGGCCGAUGGCAUCCCCCGUCCCCAAGUGGCCUGGAGCAUUAAUGGAAAUCCUCUCUCAGAGGUAGACCCGAACCCCAGGCUCAGUGUGCGCGCAGGUGGCCUCACCCUGAAGAACGUGCACUACAGCGACACGGCCGUGUUCCAGUGCAAGGCCACCAACAAGCACGGCAGCAUCGUGACCAACACCUACGUCUACGUUAUCGAGCUGCCUCCGCAGAUCCUGACUCCAAACGACGAGAGAUACCCGGUCAUCGAGGGACAGACAGCAGAGCUGGAGUGCAAGACCUUUGGAUCACCACGGCCUGAUGUUAAAUGGGAGAGCGAAUACUCCUAUACCCCGCUGUCACCCCCGCGAGUGACCCAGCUGAGUCGAGGUGCCCUCCGGAUCGCCAACGCGUCCAGCAGCGACGGCGGCCUCUACACCUGCUCCGUCCGCUCCACCAACCUCUCCGUCAGCGCCACGCUGGAAGUGUUCAACAGGACCGUGAUCAUCUCCCCGCCUCUGGAGCUGCGGGUUCAGCGGGGCAAGCCGGCCAUCUUCACCUGCAUCGCCAAGGUGGACCCCAGGCUGGACUACCAGCUGCAGUGGCGGCGGGGUCGCCAGAAGCUGUCGGGCUCGUCCAUCGAUGACAAGUACACAUUUGAGGAUCCCGACCUCAUCGUGGCAGACGUCCAGGAGGAGGAUGAAGGGGACUACACCUGCGAGAUCAUCACAAAUCUGUACACGGCAAAGGCCAGUGGUUCCAUCACCAUAGUUGACUUUCCGGACCCCCCAUCUCGGCCUCAGUUCAACAACCUGAAGGACCACAGUGUGACCCUCAGCUGGACUCCAGGAGAUGACCACAACAGCCCUGUCAUAGAGUACGUGGUGGAGGCUGAGGUGACGGGGGUGGAGACGGACGAUUGGAAGGUGUUGACGCGCGUGGCGGCCGACACACUGCGUGCCAACGUGGACAUGCGACCUUUCCUGUCCUACCGCUUCCGGGUCCUGGCCAUCAACGACGUGGGGAUGAGCAAACCAAGCCCUGCCUCAGCAGCACACUCUACCCCUGCAGCAGCGCCAGACAGCAAUCCGGCGGGUGUGCGGAGUGAGUCUGUGGACCCUGAUACGCUCGUGAUCACAUGGGAGGAGAUGGACAGGCAGAGCUUCAACGGGCCUGAGUUCCAGUACAAGGUGCUGUGGAGGCGGGUGGUGGGCGCUGGCCCCAGGUGGUCGCACAACUUCACCACGGCGCCGCCGUACGUAGUCGAGGGGGUCGGCGACUUCAUCGCCUUCGACAUCAAAGUGCAGGCGGUCAACGAGAUCGGCCCGGCUCCGGACCCCGCGCCCACAAUCGGCUACUCUGGGGAAGACGUUCCCCUGGAGCCUCCCAUGAAUGUCGCUGUGGAGGUGAUCAACAGCACGACCGUCAAGGUCACCUGGGCCGCCAUCAACAAGGACACUGUCAGAGGUCACCUGCUUGGCUACAAGAUCCACCUGCAGAAACACGGCCAGACCCGGCACCACCGCGAGGAGCCGGCCCGGCGGGGGCGUGAGCUGCCCAGGGAGGUGGUGCUGUCCACGGGCCCCAACGAGCAGAAGAAGACGCUGAGGGACCUGCAGCCGUACUCACACUACGAGUGCAGCGCCAGCGUCUUCAACAGCAAAGGAGAGGGACCAGUCUCCGAGCCCAUCACCUUCUCCACGCCAGAGGGAGUUCCCAGUCCACCAGUGUCCCUUGAGCUGGACAGCCCAUCUGAGACGGAGAUGACUCUGCACUGGCUGCCUCCUGCCCAGCCCAACGGGGUGCUGAAGGGCUACCUGCUGCAGUACCAGAGGAUUGUGGUGACGGAGGACAGCCCUAUGCAGGUCAUUUCCAUUGACGACCCCACGGUCACCAGCGAGACCCUAAGGCAGCUGGACCCCCACAGCCAUUACCGCUUCCAUGUGCGGGGGCGCACCAGUAAAGGGGAGGGUCCAGCCGUCACCAGGGAGGGGGCCACAACACUGGAUGGAGCUCCUCCAUCCAACAUAAACAUUUCUGUCGGAGAGCAUUCUGUGAACUUCAGUUGGCCCUCACGGGAGAGACACAGGAGCGUGGGCUUCCAUGUCCGCUACCUCAAUAAGAACGGCUGGGGCAAAGGGUGGAAGAGGUCGGAGAGGCUGGACUCUUCUCAGUCCUUCUACCAGCUGCAGGGCUUGCAGCCGGGCUCCCAGUAUCGACUGGAGCUCGUCUACAACAACACGCCCUACUGGGACAGCGAGAUCCAGACGGAGGGAGCAGCGGGUGUGAUGCCGGUGAAGUCGGGCUUCGCCACGGAGGGCUGGUUCAUCGGGUUGGUGAGCGCCAUCGCACUGCUCGUGCUGCUUCUGCUCAUCCUCUGCUUCAUCAAGAGGAGCAAAGGGGGGAAGUACUCAGUCAAAGAUAAAGAAGAGGGUCACAUAGACUCUGAAGCCCGACCCAUGAAGGACGAAACAUUUGGAGAGUACAGAUCCCUAGAAAGUGACAACGACGAGAAGCGCACCGCCAGCCAGCCGUCCCUGUGCGACGACAGCAAGCUGUGCAGCGACGACGGCAACCUGGACGACUACGGCAACAGCCACAGCGUGCAGACGGAGGUGAUCAUGGACGAGUCGCUGGCCAGCCAGUACAGCGGCGGCGUUAGCGGUGGUGGCGGCGUUCGCGACGGGCCCGAGACCGAGGCCCCGGACGGCUCGCCACCCCUCGCCCCGCCCGCGUACACCCCCACCAAUCACGGGCUGCCAAAUUCAUCGCCCUUCUUAGGUUAAAGGGACAGUGUGCGAAAAGUCCAGACCAAACACGACAUCCCAGUUGUCCCUGCUAUCCCAUACUGACCACUGAACUAUCCCAAUAUUGACCCAUCUGAGCGUCCAGCUGGUGGCAGACACCAGUGCAUGCGCAAACAUACCUGAUGCCAAGUUGUUAGCAGACACACUGCUAUUGAGUUUAAUGUGCUGCGACUGACUUCAGACUGUUUAGACAAAACCUAAACGUAGACCCACACUGACUCCACACCAAAACAACACUCUUAAACAGAGAAUUUACAGACUGCCGUGACACAGACAAGCAUACAGCAUACACACACACACAAAUUCAUGCAUGCACAGGUGCACCCACAUGAACACACACACUCACAAACACAAACACUAUGCAAACAAACAGAAACACACACACACACACACACACACACACACACACACACACUCAUACAUACUGUAUACAGUACACACACACACACACACACACACAACCACUUCAAAAAUGACCGUCUUGACAUGUCCUGAUGUUGACUUUGUUGUUUCUGUCUGUGUGUCCAGUGCAGGAGGUUACAGUUCUGACUGACUGACAGCCACUGACAUCUACUCCUCUCCUCCAUCUCAUUCAACCCAUUCGAAGGGACAUCUCCAUCAUGUGACAGAGCAGUUACAGUAAGCCCUAUGCUGGACGCCAUAUGCAGCGACAGGGCCUCGGCUGCGGACAGGUUUAGGAGGGUGGUUGGGGACAGUGGGACAGAGAGCCAUAGAACGUGGGCCUUAAGUAACCUGAUAAGUGCAUCAUGCAAGCAUACGGACAGCACAAAUUAUACAAUGUGAGAUUUAGCUUACUUAUGUUCGCCAGUGUAUGCUACCAUGUCAUUAUAUAAGGACUUUUAACUACAGCCGUCCGUAAUGUUGUUUUACUGACUUAUAAUUUAUUUUUUUACUCCGAAUGCAUUGUUUUAUUUUCUGAACCAUCCUUUUAGGUAGUUUACUUUAAUUUUACAAGUACCUCAAGGAACGAGAAAAAAAAAGAAAGAAUUAAAAAAAACACUACUAAAAUAAAGCUACAUAUUGUACAUAGUUAGGAUGCAAGAGAAAACUUUGACAUGAGAAUACUUUAUAGCAAGCUGUACAUAGAGUCACAUGUAUUGAUUUAAUCAUAAAGUACAGUAUUAUAGACAUAGGCGUCAUCCCUUAUCUGUUCCUGUGCCUGCUGACAUUCCCAAAUGGCUCCUGAAAAGCAAAUGCAUCUCAUCUUCUAAAUCAUUCAUGUGGUGUCAGCUACCAUACUGUCACUUCUUUUGUGUAGUCCUCUAUGUCUGUCUCUGUCUGUUUCUAUUGUAUACUGAGCUGUGUAUUAAACAAUGUGUACUGACAAAUCCUCUCUCUCAGUCCUGUUGGUGUAAAGCCAUAGAGAUACGCAUUUGAUUGUGUACCCCAGCACAAGGCAGUAUUUUGUUGAAUAGGGUUAUGAGAGGUUUAUUACACACACACACACACACACACACACACACACACACACACACACACACACACACACACUUUGAAGAUGUUACACUUUUUGAUUAGACUUAAAACACAAUCAUUUAUGUAAUGGUUAACAUGUAUGUCUAGCAUUGAGAAUGUAUGCAUUUGUGGGGCUUGGGAAGAAUCGUCUCUUUCUGAUAUACCAAAUACCACUUGUUUUUUUUCUUUUUGUUUGUUUUUUUAAUUGGUCUACUGGUGCAAAAUGAGAGGGUGGGUGGGUUUUGAAAGCAGUGCUUAUGUGGUUUAACUGUUGAUUUAUAAUAAAAUUAAUGUAAUACAAAACAAACAAAAACAUUGCUUUUAUGUGGAUUUCAAGAGGGCAAAUUGGUGAAAGUCCUCAAAUCUCUUUGAAUGUAAAUAUAACCCAAAAGAUUGUGUUAUAUAUUGAAUUGUUUUACAGCUAUUUUUUUCUUUUUUCUUUAAUUUGAAGUGUUGCUAAUAGAUUUUUAAAAUAUGCUUUCUUUUUUAUUUAACAUUGUUGAACAUGUUAAAUGUGUCAUGGCUGUUUUUCAGAAAAAAAAUAGUGAACGUAGUUUAUAAAAGUCCAGAAAAAAAGAAACCUUCUUCCACCUAUCCUCACAAUACUGUAUGUGUUGACAUUGUCAAGGGGUAAAAAAUGACACAGUGAACCACCCUUGUUUGUUUGGUUGCUUUCUAGUAGCUCAUAAGCCGCAGUAUUGUGUGUAUCUGUUGCCCGAGAUCCAGUUUCUGCUGAGGCAGAGACGCAAAGAGGGGUGCAGCAGCUUAGUCCGAACACAUCACACCCGCACACACACACUCGACAGGGAGCAUUGGCAAAGUGCUGACACACACACAAACACACACACAACACCGUUCCAACUGUGGCCAGAUGACGUCUUAGCCGUGAUCGCAAGUCCUGGGGGAUAUGAUGGGAUUGAUCCAGAUUAGACUGUGGGUGAGAGGGGUGAAGGGACACGCGAUCAGCCCAUCCUGUGUUUUCAGUGAGAGACAUGCUCAGGACAAAAUACUUCUAGACUAAUCUAUUUUCAUACGGUAAUGAGUAAUGAUGCGAAGGUAUGCCAAUAUUCUACCAGUCUGCUGCUAGAGUUCAGUGUUGUGAGUGUCUGGGCAAAAAUGUUGGGGGCUAUGCAUGAAAGACUGAGUGAAUUACAGAUAUACACUAUACUGCCUUUCUCUGUUGGCUUCCUUUGCUUUUGAGGACCUUGAUUGAUCGUCACUUCUCUUUUAGGACCUUUCUAUACUUACGACAGAAAACUACAAUUGAAAAAAAGAAGAAAAAAAAACAUAGACACUUGUGAAGAUGACUGAGCACCAGUGGCUUGAGUGGACGUAGUGUUUGCAGUGUUAUCAGAAUUUGGCUGAAGGGGAGGCCUGUGUGUGUGUGCCAGUCUGUGUGGGCAUAUCCCCUUACACUAUGUGCUGGGUUUGUCUGUACCACGGGAGGGGUGGGAGUGACUGGCAGCUGGAGAGCUG